CACAAAUGGGACGAUGAGGAUGUGGAUCGGCGCGAUGCUUGUUGGUAUCUUCGUCGCUGCGGAACAGGUCGAAGACAUGACAGCAACCAAUCGAGUGUACGGCACAAUCUGGCGAAAAGAUUUGCGAAUCACGGGAGCUCAACUGCUCGGAUCGUGCUUUCAAGGGUACGGCCUCUUUGGGUGCAGCAAUUACAACUCGACGUCGGAUCGUACGGGGGUGUCCAACCAAUUCCUUCCUUCGAUCUCGUACUGCGUCAACUGCUGCGGCAAUCCCACCGCCACUGGAACUGACGAGACGUGGGACUUGGUGUGUCCGCUGACUGCGCUGCAGCGAUCGUCAGUGAUCAACGACGCCGGCAAGCGAUUUGUGUUUGCAAGGCGGCAGACCGUCACCGACGAGUCCGUGGUCACGUGCGAGUGGCCGCAUCGCAACGCGUCGCUCUUCCUCGCCGGCUACGUCGUGGAGCUUAACGUGUCCAUGUACAGCGACAACCACGGGUGGUCGUUUUGGGUUGGCGUCGACAGUUGCGCCGUCUCAGCCGUCGAAUCCAGCGCCACGCCCAUCACGUUUCACGAGCGCAUUCGCAUGGUCACCACGCGGCCGCAGUACACUCCGUCGUCGACGUGGUUCAUCCUGCUAGCUGCGACAUUGGUCGCGGUGGCUUAUACGUCAUGGGUGGUCUACCGCGGGUACUUCAAAGGUGAACACUGCAUCAACUGCGCGUCCAAGUUCGUUGUAUGCAACUCGCUUUGCGCCAUGUGCAUGCUCUGUGGGUGCCGGCUCCACGCGCCGCCGCCCAAAGUGUUUUGCGCCGACACAUUCGUCGAGUCCUCGACCAACGCCACCCCGACAUGA
Aphanomyces astaci is the source of this 856-nucleotide messenger RNA. RefSeq lists its product as hypothetical. Lineage: Eukaryota; Oomycota; Saprolegniomycetes; Saprolegniales; Verrucalvaceae. Bases 14 to 856 code for a protein of 280 amino acids. The record is from RefSeq and is a predicted model, not a curated record. The transcript is spliced from 6 exons.